Messenger RNA from Neopsephotus bourkii (Bourke's parrot), 778 nucleotides. RefSeq names its product polyamine-modulated factor 1-binding protein 1-like. Bases 59 to 778 code for a protein of 239 amino acids. The transcript is spliced from 5 exons. Gene Ontology annotation, biological process: spermatogenesis. The record is from RefSeq and is a predicted model, not a curated record. NCBI's taxonomy places the organism in Eukaryota, Metazoa, Chordata, Aves, Psittaciformes, Psittacidae.
GCUGACAGAGCAGCUCAAGGCAGAGCUGAGCCAGUGGCAGCAGAAGCAUCAGGUGGCCAUGGAGCAGGCACUGCAACACAUGCACGCUGCGGCCCAUGCUGAAGAGGAGCUGCAGAGGAGCCAGAAACAGCUCCAAACCCUGAGGGAGCAGCUGAGGACACAGGAGGAGCAGAGCCAGGACCUGCAGCAUCACCUGGCUCAGCUGCAGGAAGAGCUGAGAGCCACCCAGGCCCUGCAUCAGCAAAAUCUGCAGCAGCUGAGUGAAGCCAAGGAGACCAUCCAGGUCCUGCACCAAGAAGUGGCCUCCAACAAAAAGCACAUGGCAGAGCUGCUGCAGCAGGUGAGGGAGACGACCACCCUGCAGGCAGAGCUGGCCCAGGCCCAGCAAGAGGAAGCCAAGCAAGAGGAGAAGAUUGCGGCCUAUGUGAAGCAGAAGCAGCAGCUCCACUGGGAGCUGAGGAAGCUGCAGCGGUCCCAGGAGCAGUGUCAGAAAGAGGCCCAUUCCCUCCAGGAGACAGUACGUGAGCUGAGGAGCCACGUCCGGUACUGGCAAGAGCGAUACAAGAACAGUGCCCAAGCUCUGGAUACGCGAGAAGGAGAACUGGUUGUUUGCAAGGUGGAGCUGGCUUUCCUCAAGGAACAGCUCAGCAAGGCCAUGGAGCAGGUGAAAACCCUGCGCUCUGCCCGAGCUCCGGCAUGCUCCAACGGUGGCAGACUGCACAAGGAAACGGAGCUGUUGCUGGUCAACAUCAGCCAGUGUGUGAAGGAGCCAACGUGA